CAUGUAGUGCAUUGUAAUAAAUGGUACUUUUAAAGUUAGUGGCACUUUAUAUUGAGCAUUAAUGAAUAAUAUUCUAUCCUUAUGCUUUCAAGGCAUUGCAAUUCUUGUUCUUCUUUGAGUUCUUUCAGUAUUUAUGUCCACACUGAUGACCUCUCUUCAAUAGCAUAAAACUGAUACCAAUAUAUGAUUAUAAAGUAAAAAGGCAGGCAAAUGGAGCAGCAAAUUGCAGCUGUACAGCAAGCAUUAUGUGCAACAAAGAUCAUUAAGGAGGAUAAUGUUCCUUGCAAGAUUGAAGAGGGUCUCUAUUUGGGUUCCCUUGGAGCUGCAAAUGAUAAAACUAGAUUGAAAAGCUUGAACAUUACACAUAUUUUGACAGUUGCCAACGCUCUAGCGCCUGCUCAUCCAAAUGAUUUUACCUACAAGGUCAUUACUGUGCUGGACCGAGAAGAUGUAGAAAUUUCACAGUACUUCGAUGAAUGCUUUAAAUUCAUUGAAGAGGGCAAAAGAGUAGGUGGUAUUUUGGUUCAUUGCUAUAUGGGAAGAUCCAGAAGUGUGACAGCUGUCGUUUCUUAUCUGAUGAAAAAGCAUGGUAUGAGCAUGUCUGAAGCGCUGAAACUUGUGAAAAGUAAAAGGCAAUUGGCUUGUCCUAAUGCUGGUUUUAUGUUGCAGCUACAGAACUAUGAAAAAUCUCUUAGAGGUAUUGCUUUCUGACUUUUUAUCACUUGAUUGAACAAAGUUCAACAUUUCAAUUUUGGUUAAAACAAAUUUCUUUUGCAUGGUGUCACUUGUUAAUUUCCUUCAAAGAAUUAUCAAAUCUUGUAAAGGGAUUUUUCAUAUAGGUCACGACAAUUUUAGGUUGCAUUUA
Messenger RNA from Ipomoea triloba (trilobed morning glory), 865 nucleotides. RefSeq names its product dual specificity protein phosphatase 1-like. The record is from RefSeq and is a predicted model, not a curated record. The coding region runs from base 211 to 711 and encodes 166 amino acids. Gene Ontology annotation, molecular function: protein tyrosine/threonine phosphatase activity; MAP kinase tyrosine/serine/threonine phosphatase activity. NCBI's taxonomy places the organism in Eukaryota, Viridiplantae, Streptophyta, Magnoliopsida, Solanales, Convolvulaceae. The transcript is spliced from 4 exons. Gene Ontology annotation, biological process: protein dephosphorylation; negative regulation of MAPK cascade. Gene Ontology annotation, cellular component: cytoplasm.